Molecule: messenger RNA, 1089 nt
Organism: Verticillium dahliae VdLs.17
Lineage: Eukaryota; Fungi; Ascomycota; Sordariomycetes; Glomerellales; Plectosphaerellaceae
Product: deoxyhypusine synthase
Exons: 3
Coding region: 1-1089 (362 amino acids)
Biological process (GO): peptidyl-hypusine biosynthetic process
Cellular component (GO): cytoplasm
Molecular function (GO): deoxyhypusine synthase activity
Source: RefSeq, a predicted model, not a curated record
AUGAACUCGACCGAGAGCAACGCCCCUCCGGCGGCAGCCACAGAUGCAGUGCUGGUGGUUUCCGAGGAAAUGCCUGAGGGGGCGCAAAAGGUUCAAGAAUUGGAUUUCGAUGAUCUAGAUGGCGAUAUCACAGCCGACGAUUUGUUGCGCGGCAUGCGAUACAUGGGUUUCCAGGCCACAUCUCUCGCAGACGCCAUUAGGAUCAUCAAUGGCAUGAGGGCCUGGAGAGACCCGGAGACGGGCGACAAAACCACCAUCUUUCUGGGCUACACCUCGAACCUCAUCUCGUCUGGCAUGAGAGGCGUCUUCCGUUGGCUCGUCAAGCACAAGCAUGUCUCCGCUGUUGUGACGACGGCAGGUGGCGUUGAGGAGGAUUUCAUCAAGUGUUUGGGCGACACAUACAUGUCUUCCUUUUCUGAAUCAGGCGCGGGACUGCGGAAAAAGGGGCUGAAUCGUAUUGGAAACCUCGUCGUGCCCAACUCCAACUACCGCGAGUUUGAGGACUGGGUUGUGCCCAUUUUCGACAAGAUGCUCGAGGAACAGGAAGCCAGCAAAGGGUCCGAGGAAGAAAUCAACUGGACCCCGUCCAAGAUGAUCAACCGCCUCGGCAAGGAGAUCAACGAUGAGCGAUCCGUCUACUACUGGGCCUGGAAGAACGACAUUCCCGUCUUCUGCCCUGCGCUGACAGACGGCAGCCUGGGCGACAUGCUUUACUUUCACACUUUCAAGACAUCCCCCCAGCAGUUGAAAUGCGAUAUUGUGGAGGACAUUCGCAAGAUCAACACCAUUUCGGUCCGCGCCAAGCGCGCUGGCAUGAUUAUCCUCGGCGGCGGCGUCAUCAAGCAUCACAUUGCCAAUGCCUGCCUGAUGCGCAAUGGUGCCGAGUCUGCCGUAUACAUCAAUACCGGCCAGGAGUUUGACGGCAGCGAUGCCGGUGCCAGGCCCGACGAGGCUGUUUCCUGGGGCAAGAUCAAGGUCGGCGCAGAUGCUGUCAAGGUUUAUGCAGAUGCCACUCUCGUGUUCCCAUUUAUUGUGGCGAACACAUUUGCCAAAGAUAGAAAGGCAACAGAUGAGACAAAAAAAAACUAG